This is a messenger RNA of Naegleria lovaniensis, 996 nucleotides long. RefSeq lists its product as uncharacterized. Gene Ontology annotation, molecular function: transcription corepressor activity; phosphatase inhibitor activity; chromatin binding. Gene Ontology annotation, biological process: negative regulation of phosphatase activity; negative regulation of transcription by RNA polymerase II. The transcript has a single exon. NCBI's taxonomy places the organism in Eukaryota, Heterolobosea, Eutetramitea, Acrasida, Naegleriidae. The coding region runs from base 1 to 996 and encodes 331 amino acids. The record is from RefSeq and is a predicted model, not a curated record.
AUGUCGCACCAAGACAGAGAAAGUUUCGGAAGGCAAUUCACUGAACUUGUUGUUCGCCAUCGUCAAAAUAUUCAACAAUACGAAAAAACUCUUGAAGAAUAUAAAACAUUAUUUGAUACACUCAUUUACAUUCCACAAAAAUUACAACAUCAAUGUAUGCUUCCGAUAGGAUCUCACGGAUUAGCUUUCAUGCCUGGACAAUUAAUCCAAACCAAUGAAGUCACUGUUGCUCUCGGAGAAAAUUAUUUUAUUAAAACUUCUGCUCAUCACGCAAGACAGAUUUUAAAGCGACGAAUUGAACGAGUAUUACAUGCUUUGGAAAACGAGAGAAAAUUAUUGCACGCAGUUUAUGAAGGAAUGGGACUUGGAAAACAUUCUCAUAUCUUAAAGCCCAAACAAAACAAAGUAGAUUUAAGAGAUGUCUCUGAGGCUGAAAAAAUUGAGGAAAUGAUUCGAGAAAUGGAAAGUCAGAUACCUGAUGAAUUGAAAGACCUGAGAGAAUUGGAAGAAUCUGAGGAAAUGAUAUUUGAAUAUAACUCACGAAAAAAAGAUAGAGACGAGCUACACUACAGACGAAAAACAACUCCAAAAGAUGAAGAGGAUUUAGAGAAAAUAUUAAACGAGUUAGAAAGGGAAGAAAUAAUGGAAAACAAAAUGCAACACCUCAAUUUACAUGAAGAAGACGAAAAAGAAGAACCACAGUCUAGGCAAAUUCACACUUUUGGGGAAGAGGAUAAAAAAUUGCAACAAGAUAUUCUGAAAUAUUUCCACAGAACACCCACAGCAAGCACUGAACAACAGCAACCCAAAGCCUCACAGAAUACACCCUCAUCAGCUAAACCUUCAAGUGCUUCUUCCAGUACAUUCAACGUUGUGGAGAGAGAUGUUGUAGGAUUUGCUCCAAAAUCGAUGACGUCUGGUGCCAGCAAUGCUUCGCAAGAUCAAGCUCCCAAAAAAGUGUCAAAAUUUAAGCAACGCAUGAUGGAGAAUAAAUAG